AUGGGAACUGGGACAAUGAUUUCAAGUGUGACCUCCAUUACGGCGAUUGCUGUAGUUGGAUGCCUUGCAGCUACCGUAUACCUUGUCCAUGACAUUAACAACUUUUACGACAACGCUGUCGAGGACUUGAAGGACUUUAAGGAUGUCGCCAACUCAGCAUGGAAUAAAAUGUUACCCACGCCUAUGGAUUUUACUCGGGAGAGACGACAUGUACAGAAAAAACGCGGCUCAGGUGGAGGAAAAUCACGUUGUGGUUGUGCAGAGCAGCCAAACAAUUGUCCUCUCGGGCGUCCAGGACCACCAGGGGAGCCUGGUGCAUCAGGAAAUGAUGGAUCGCCAGGGCAACCUGGAUUGCCUGGAGGACGCACAUCUGCCUAUCCUACUGGCCCCAACACCUGCAUACAGUGUCCUCCGGGACCGCCUGGUUUACCAGGCCAUGAUGGACAGCGAGGAUUAGUAGGAUCUGAGGGAUAUCCGGGAGCACCUGGAAGUGGGUCAUAUGCCAGACCUCCAGGUCCACCAGGACUACCUGGAGAUGCAGGAAAUGCUGGCGCUCCGGGACGCCCCGGUACACCCGGACAACCGGGAAAAGGAGCAGUAAAAGGAAGAGGAAAUCCUGGACCUGCUGGUGCACCCGGAACUAUUGGGAAUCCCGGACAGCCAGGUCUGGAUGGCAGCUCAGGAACUUGUGGAAAAGCUGGAGCUCGUGGAGAGUCUGGUCCUCCUGGUAACCCCGGUUCACCCGGUAGAGAGGGACACCGCGGACAGCCUGGAGGACCCGGAGAACAUGGCAGCGAUGCUGCCUACUGCCCAUGCCCACCGAGGAGCACACAGUAUCAGAGACCGUACAAUACUGGAGUUGAUCAGGUGUCCGUGGAGAGCGAUGGAUAUGGCGAAGAUACGGAAGAAGUAAAACAUUAUCAAUCUGGAAUCUCCAGAAAGGUCUGA
Messenger RNA from Cylicocyclus nassatus, 948 nucleotides. Lineage: Eukaryota; Metazoa; Nematoda; Chromadorea; Rhabditida; Strongylidae. The record is from the annotation of a GenBank genome assembly.